This is a messenger RNA of Pseudogymnoascus destructans, 495 nucleotides long. RefSeq lists its product as uncharacterized. The transcript has 2 exons. NCBI's taxonomy places the organism in Eukaryota, Fungi, Ascomycota, Leotiomycetes, Thelebolales, Thelebolaceae. The coding region runs from base 1 to 495 and encodes 164 amino acids. The record is from RefSeq and is a predicted model, not a curated record.
AUGGCUACAGCUAACCACACCGAGGCGGCUUCGUCGCCGUUCCACUCCAAAUGGUCUGACAAGUACCGCGGCGCCACUGUCGAGGACCUCGACCCACCCUCCGCGCUCUCCUGCAACCCCUCCGACCCGAUCUCCUAUGCGCUCCUCACGGCCUUCGAGAGGGACUACACGCACCUUACGGUCGUCUCGCAAGACACCCGCGCGCUGCUGGGCUACCUGAGCAUACCACGUCUGCGCGAGCUGAUACAGCAGGGGACGGUGAAGGAGACGGACCCGGUGUCGGCAGCGAUGAUCAAGUUCAGGAGGAAGGCGAAUACGUAUAAGGUCAUCACGAUGGACACGCCGCUGGAGGAGCUGGAGACGUUCUUCAUGAAGGGAAACGAUGGGCAGACGCCGCAGGACUUUGCGGUUGUGACGGAUCUGAGUCGGCGGUUUGUGCUCGGCGUUGCGACUGUCCAUGACCUAGAGGAGUUUGCGAGGAGGAGACCAGCUUGA